This is a messenger RNA of Rhagoletis zephyria (snowberry fruit fly), 3571 nucleotides long. RefSeq names its product solute carrier family 12 member kcc (gene kcc). NCBI's taxonomy places the organism in Eukaryota, Metazoa, Arthropoda, Insecta, Diptera, Tephritidae. Gene Ontology annotation, molecular function: potassium:chloride symporter activity. The record is from RefSeq and is a predicted model, not a curated record. Gene Ontology annotation, cellular component: plasma membrane. Gene Ontology annotation, biological process: chemical synaptic transmission; cell volume homeostasis; chloride transmembrane transport.
UUUAGUGUUACUCAUGCGCUUCUCAGCAUUAUCAGUUUUAUGUUAAUCGUAGAAUUGAAAAGUUGCUUUUAUUAAUAUUUAACUUCGAUAAAAUAAAAAAACUUUUAUUGCAGCCGAAUGAAUUAAGUAAGAUUUGAUCCGAACCAGAAAAUGCCAGAGAGAUUUAUAGUAUCUAAAGCGGAGGACGAUACAGAUCCCUACCCGGCUGAUGAAAAUGCAACUGGGAAACUUCUAAAUGACUUAAACGAUCCCUGCGAGAAUUCGCAGUCGGAGCCUGCUAAUGAGAAAUCUAACAUCGACGCAAAUUUAUACUUGUACGACGAUGAGUUGGACACCAGACCACACGUAUCAACGUUUAUUUCAUCGCUUGCCAAUUAUGAAAAUACCAUACCAUCCGCCACUGACCCGGAUUCAAAGACAGCUGCACCUGCAGCUCGCAUGGGUACGCUGAUUGGAGUUUUCCUGCCAUGCAUUCAGAAUAUAUUUGGUGUAAUCCUAUUUAUUCGUCUUACAUGGGUAGUUGGUACCGCUGGCGCGGUAUGCGGAUUUCUCAUAGUAUUAACUUGCUGUUGUGUGACCAUGUUAACAGCAAUCUCGAUGUCAGCAAUCGCAACAAAUGGAGUAGUGCCCGCAGGAGGAAGUUAUUUUAUGAUUUCGAGAUCGCUAGGACCAGAAUUUGGAGGAGCGGUGGGAAUGUUGUUUUAUACAGGAACGACACUGGCUGCUGCUAUGUACAUUGUGGGCGCUGUGGAGAUUGUAUUGACAUACAUGGCUCCAUGGGCCUCAAUAUUUGGCGAUUUCACCAAAGAUGCGGAUGCAAUGUAUAAUAACUUUAGAGUAUACGGCACAUUGCUCCUAUUGAUUAUGGGAUUAAUCGUGUUUUUGGGUGUAAAGUUCGUAAAUAAAUUUGCCGCAGUCGCCUUGGCGUGUGUAAUAUUCUCUAUAAUUGCUGUUUACGUUGGAAUAUUCGACAAUAUUAAUGGGAGUGAAAAACUUUACCUGUGCGUUCUUGGAAAGCGUUUGCUCAAAGACAUUCCCAUUGAUAAUUGUACUAAAAGUGAUACGUUCUUGUCGGACAUGUUUUGUGAUGAAAACGGAUGCGAUGAAUAUUAUAAAAAUAAUAACGUUACAAAAGUAAAAGGUAUCAAGGGUCUUGCCAGUGGAGUAUUCUAUGAGAAUGUUUUACCAUCGUUUUUAGAAAAAGGCCAAUUAAUUGCUUAUGGGAAAAAUACGGUGGAUAUUGAAAAUUUGGCGCCAUCUACAUAUAAUCAAGUCGUAGCUGAUAUUACAACGUCUUUCACAUUGCUAAUAGGAAUAUUCUUCCCGUCAGUAACAGGAAUAAUGGCGGGAUCAAAUAGGUCUGGUGAUUUAGCUGACGCUCAAAAAAGUAUUCCGAUUGGAACUAUUUGUGCAAUUCUAACAACGAGCACCGUGUAUUUAUCUAGUGUUUUGUUAUUUGCGGGAACAGUCGAUAAUCUUCUCUUACGUGACAAAUUUGGCCAAUCCAUCGGUGGAAAGCUAGUAGUGGCAAACAUUGCAUGGCCAAACCAAUGGGUUAUACUUGUCGGCUCAUUUUUAUCAACACUUGGUGCUGGGCUACAAAGCUUGACUGGUGCACCACGCUUACUGCAGGCCAUAGCAAAAGACGAAAUUAUUCCAUUUUUAUCCCCAUUUGCGGUAUCUUCGAAACGUGGUGAACCUACAAGAGCUUUACUUCUCACGAUUGUUAUAUGCCAGGGCGGAAUUCUAUUGGGCAAUGUUGAUCUGUUGGCACCCUUAUUAUCCAUGUUCUUCCUCAUGUGUUAUGGAUUCGUGAAUCUUGCAUGUGCUGUACAGACACUGUUGAGAACACCUAACUGGAGGCCACGAUUUAAGUUCUAUCAUUGGGGAUUGUCUUUAGUUGGAUUAACUUUGUGUAUAUCAAUAAUGUUUAUGACUUCAUGGUACUUUGCUUUAAUUGCGAUGGGAAUGGCCAUUGUGAUUUACAAAUAUAUCGAAUAUCGUGGGGCUGAAAAAGAGUGGGGAGAUGGAAUCAGAGGAAUGGCGUUGACAGCUGCUAGAUACUCACUUUUACGCUUGGAAGAGGGUCCCCCACAUACCAAAAAUUGGCGUCCACAAAUAUUAGUCCUAUCAAAGUUUAACGACAACUUCAUGCCAAAAUAUAGGAAAAUAUUUUCGUUUGCCACUCAACUUAAAGCCGGAAAGGGUUUAACAAUAUGCGUAUCCGUUAUUCAAGGCGAUCAUCAUAAAAUUUUGAACAGAGCGGUUGACGCUAAGGCAUCAUUGAGAAAAUUAAUGGACGACGAGAAAGUUAAAGGCUUCUGUGAUGUAUUGGUAUCUCGAGAUAUAGGCGAAGGAUUAAGUUCAGUAAUUCAGACCAUAGGCCUCGGAGGUAUGAAACCAAAUACUGUUAUAAUUGGUUGGCCCUACAGUUGGCGACAAGAAGGCAAACAAAGCUGGAAAACUUUUAUACAAACCGUUCGAACAGUAGCUGCAUGCCAUAUGGCACUUUUGGUUCCAAAGGGUAUCAACUUUUUCCCUGAAUCUAACCACAAAAUCGGUGGCAAUAUUGACAUUUGGUGGAUAGUACAUGAUGGAGGUCUCCUAAUGCUAUUGCCUUUCCUGCUGAAACAGCAUCGUACUUGGAGAAAUUGCAAAUUAAGAAUUUUCACUGUAGCUCAAAUGGAAGACAAUUCAAUUCAGAUGAAAAAAGACUUGAAAACUUUUCUGUACCAUUUACGAAUUGAGGCGGAUGUAGAAGUGGUGGAGAUGAUGAAUAGCGAUAUAUCCGCCUAUACAUACGAGAGGACAUUGAUGAUGGAACAGCGAAACCAAAUGUUAAGAGAGCUUCGUUUAAAUAAGAAAGAAAACUCUAAAAUAGUACAGACUCUAGUGGAUUUUAAGGAAACCACCGGGGAUGAUAAGUUACCUUUGGUAAAGGCUAAGAGCAAAAAUUAAAUUAUUUCGAAUUUCAUGUGUUAUUUUUCUCCAUCACCUUCAUACAUCAUUCUUAAAUACAAAGAUAAUUGUGCUUUCGAAUAUGCGAAUAUAUGUACAUAUGGGUCAUUCCAUACAGUAUCUACACCUCAAUAUUCAUGUAGAUGUUUAAUACAACUAUUGCGCAGAACGCAACACUCUUCUUCUCUUUUUAAUUUAAAAGUAGUAAAAAAACUUCGGCAAUUUGCCGAUUUUUUGUAUGGUCGUCAAUUCUUUUUGAAUGUUGUCAGGCUAGUAGGUGGUAAACUCGAUUUGCGGCGCUCAGGGGGUUUGGAGAAAAGAGGUAGCUCGGUCCUUUCCAACUCAGUAGAGCAGUAAUUUCAAGGCCUAAACUAAACUUUGUUCAAACCAGGGCUUCGGAGCAAAGGAUUUUUACAUCGCUACUAUCUAGCUCCGCCCCGAUAUUUGAUUUCGCUCCGAGCUCCGCUCGCGCUCCCAAUAUAUUUUUUAUUUAUUCAUUUAAUUACUUAUCGAGUCCUAACCGAGAUAGAUUAACCGAGAUUUUUUAAAAUUUUAUUUUUAAUGCAGAUAUGCAUAUACUUAUUCUAAAAGCAUUUCUGUAUCCAAAGAAAAA